AAGGACUUGAAGCCUAUGGGAUGGCUUUAGGGCUCUGCCCCCUGCUUUAGGCUUCUCUCUCUCGCUUUCGCAUUCUCUUCGCGCUUUGAUCUCUGCUUAACAACAGUCACGUCACGGGGGGACUCAUACAGGAGAGUUUUGUUGGAAGUUAGAAAGUUUUGCAGCCUCCAGAGGGCUGUAGCGGCAGUAGCAGCAAGCAGCAUCUGAGGGACUCCUGGAAGGGGAAGAGCCAGCGAAUCUGACUCGGUGCGUCCUUUGAGCAAAGCUGCCCGCACGAGAAGGAGAAAGGCGGCGGCGGGCGGCGGCAGCAGACAUGGAACAUCAGCUGCUCUGCUGUGAAGUCGAGACCAUCAGGAGAGCCUAUCAAGAUACCAACCUCCUCAAUGACAGGGUCUUGCAGACUAUGCUGAAAGCCGAGGAGACCUGCUCGCCCUCGGUCUCCUACUUCAAGUGCGUACAGAAGGAGAUCUUGCCAUAUAUGAGGAAAAUAGUGGCCACUUGGAUGUUGGAGGUUUGUGAGGAGCAGAAAUGUGAAGAGGAGGUUUUCCCCUUGGCUAUGAACUAUUUGGACAGAUAUCUAUCCUUCGAACCUCUCAAGAAAAGCCGCUUGCAAUUGCUGGGAGCUACCUGUAUGUUUGUGGCUUCAAAAAUGAAGGAAACCAUUCCUCUAACGGCAGAAAAACUGUGUAUUUACACUGAUAACUCCAUUAGACCCAACGAAUUGCUGCAAAUGGAACUGCUUCUGGUGAAUAAGCUGAAAUGGAAUCUGGCUGCCAUGACCCCUCAUGAUUUUAUUGAACAUUUUCUAAGUAAAAUGCCUGUGGCUGAGGACAGCAAGCAGAUCAUCCGUAAACACGCCCAGACUUUUGUGGCUCUAUGUGCUACAGACGUUAAGUUCAUUUCAAAUCCACCUUCCAUGAUUGCAGCUGGUAGUGUGGUAGCAGCUGUGCAAGGCCUUCACCUUGGAAACACUAACACUUUUCUCUCUUAUCAAUAUCUCACGUAUUUCCUAUCGAAAGUUAUUAAAUGUGAUCCGGAUUGUUUACGAGCCUGCCAAGAACAGAUUGAAUCCCUCCUUGAAUCUAGUCUACGCCAGGCACAACAACACAACAUAUCUUCAGAAACAAAGACUGUUGAAGAUGAAGCUGAUCUUUCCUGCACACCCACUGAUGUUAGAGAUGUGAAUAUUUAAGGAGGACUUCCGCAAUUGGGUUUGCUUGGCAGUACCAGCAAACAAUGAAAGGGCAUCUGACAAGGAAGUGGAAUCAGGAUCUUCUCCCCCACCACACCCUUCCCCACCCAAGAAAAUCUUUUCUCCAGGACUUUUUGUACCAGAAGGGAAAAUGUCAUUCAUUCUUUUCUUCGCUAUUCCUUCCUACCCUUUGUGACUCUAACAGACUACCCCCUCCCACUCCCCUACUGUCUUAAAAAGAAAAAAAUAGUAUUUGCAUGAUCUCCAGGGGUUUGAGCUACAAAAAUAGAAGAUUUUAUACAAUAAUCAGUUUUUUUUAUAUUAAAGUGUUUUUGUCUGUAUGUUGUAAAAAUAGGCAUUAACACACACACACACACUGUCUCUCCAGGGGAGGUAUUAGGUUUGAUUCUUGCAUAUUAAAAAGCCAACCAUUUUUAAAGUAGAAGAGGGUUUUUUUUUCCUUAGAUAGAUUAUAUGUGUUUUGGGUGUGUGUUUUUUCCUUUAAAAAGCAUAGCUUUAAUGCAGUCCUAGGCUUUUCUGUAUCUUGCUUGCUUAUGCAUUUAGUCACUUUAUAAUUCAUCUGUAAAUGUUUAUUUUAUUCCCUUAGGUUUUUAUCCUCUUCACCUUAUAAAUGGUUAAUGUAACCUUUACGUUAGUAUAUGUUAGCAUACAGCAUUAUUAUAUGUUAAUCUUCUGUGCCUGUGGAUUACCUGUGCAUAAGGCUUCUAGGGGUUCCAGCUUAGCAUGACCAGUAAAAGAUCCAACAUUCUGUUCCAACGAUAAAGAGAAAUUCCAAUAGUGACAUAAUAUAUUUUUGUAACCCUCCUAUUUUUGUAGUUAUCUGCGUAUAUAAAAACAUGCUAGUUUUUACCCAAAAGAUACACAGCCUAAUUAUAUCCAGGUUGAAUCCACAGUUUUAUCUUUUUAUUAUUAUUGUUUUAAAACCAUUCCAUUUCAAAGCACUUUCAGUUCAUUAGGUAUAGGAAAUACUUUCUUUUUUGUGUGUGGGAAUUUUUUUUUCAAAUGGAAUGGUUUGGAAAUUAUAUAUAUAAAUAUAUAAAUAUAUAUAUAAAGUGCUUGUGUGCAAACUUUGAAUUGCAAAGCAAGUGCAUUUAACUAUGGUGUUGAGGAAAGGUGGUUUUCUUUCUGAAGGGUUGUGUUCCAGUCAGAGAAAUUGCAUUCACAAAAUUGCCAGGAUAUCUUCCUAACCUUUUCAAUAGAAGAGAUGUUUAGCAAUCUUUUGGUGCCAAUUCAUUUUUUUUAUAUAAAUUUAGGGGCCUGAGAGGUUUACCUAUAGGACACAUGUUUUGAGAAUUGUCUCUCGAUGUUGUACAACUGAAGGCUAUUAAACACUAAAAUAUAUAAUUUAUAGUUAAGGCUAAAAAGAAUAUUUAUUGCAGAGGAUGUUCAGAAGGCCAGUAUAAUUUGUAAAAUAAAUCAUCCCCUUGAUUCUGAGAAAACAAAAAGAUCUUUCUGCCCUUGAUGUUGCAGUUUUAACUCCUCUUACUAAGAAACUAGGACAUUUCAAGAUAGUACCACAUUCGGCCCAGAUAUUUCCAAAAUAACCAUGAGAAAGCACCAUAGUUAAAAAUGUAGAAUUGGUGUACUUGAAAAAAAAGUUCUUAAUCCAGUGUAUUUCCCCUAUUUUUUUAAAAAAAUUUAGCUACAAAUAGAAAAUUUGCACAUCUUGGCUAUGUAUCUUUUUAUUAUUGUAGAAAGUAGCUGAAGGGACGUGGACAUAGCUGUUGAAGUUGAUGCUUGAGGAGAAUGUGAUGGCAAAAUGUAUGUGAGAAACUGCCGCUAAGGUGUUGAUUGUAAAAAAAAAAAAAGUUUUAAAAAGGAAAAAAAAAGGAGUGGAUGCUCCCAUUUUUUAUUGAGCUGCUAUGGAUAAAUUCCCAGCAUGAAUUGAAAAAAAAGUUAACAUUGCUUUUCUGUAUCUUUGUCAUUGUGUUUUGCUGCUAUUUUGUGGUCAUUUUUUUGUUUAUACAAUGUCAUAUACUGCCAUGUUAUAGGUUUUAAAUUUUCUCAUAGAAAAUUAUAUUAUUGACAUUUUUUGGUAGAUUUUUUUUUAUGUGAUCAAUUUUACUUAAUGUGAUUACUGCUCUAUUCCAAAAAAAGGUUCCUGCUUCACAAUACCUCAUACUUCAGUUAACCGUGUUUAGAUCAGGUUUUAAUGUUUGUUCACAAUGCCUCAUAGUUCUACUGCAAGCUGAAAUGCAUUGGACAUUAUUCUGAAUGGGUCUCGCGAUUUGCAACUAGUUUGUGCUAACGUUAAAACAGCAGACAUUUCAGAAGACUGAGUAAUGUCAGGUUCUUUUGUUACGUGUUUUUGUUUUGUUUUUAUAAAGUGGAUUCUUUUUUUUUCUGAUCUGGGGUUUAUUAUCAUAGUAGUUUUUAAGCUGUGUUAUUAGCCACAUUUGAUAUAUGAAAGGUGCAUUAUAAUAUAACUCUUAUAUGUGUGAUGUUUUCCAUCACUGGGGAAUCAUCAUGCGGUAUGAUAGGUUAUCUUCUGGAAUUUAAGUAUUUUGUGUGUUUAAUCUGUUAUGAUAUAUUAGGGUUUUUGUUGAUGAUGUUAAUUAUAGCAUAAUGCUAAUUUAAAAAAAUACAAACAACAACCUGUAAAUCUCAUAAGUAAGCCAGCUAACAGAGUGGUAUGGUGAAGAAUAAUCUAGUUGCCUGUAUGCUGCUAAACCAAAACAGAAUUAGAACUUCAUUUUUGAGGGCAAAUGCAGUUAAGAUCCUACCUAAGCUUACUGAAAUGGAAAAAGACAACAGGCUUGUAAGUCUACUAGCAGUCGCAGGACCCAGGAGGACUCGAUACAUUCUGUCCAAAUUUCAGGAACAUUUCUUACUGCUUACCUCAUAAGACAUUUCUGUUUGUGGCAUCUCUGUGUCUCUGAACCAAACAAGAUUCUUGAGUUAGUGGUUGUUGGUUAUAUUAUGUGUUGCUCACUAAGAAGCGGCAGCGUGUACUGCAACAUUUUAAGUAUUGUAUGUACUAAAAGGCCAAAUGCUGAGAAGCGGGUUCACGUGCCAACAGAGAUGCUUUAUUUGUCACAUUGUUAUAACGGUCUAUAGACAGCAAAGCAAUUCGGAUUUGUACCUUUUUUAAAAAAUAAUAAUAUUGUACUUAUUGGCAUCACUGGUCUGAAAUGCACAUUUUCACCAACAGACCUGUAACAGAUAAGUUUCCAGCAAAAGAAAGAAGAAAAAGACCUCCCCUAAAAGUCUAGAAAUAAAUUUGUAAAACCCAA
Messenger RNA from Rhineura floridana, 4446 nucleotides. It is a transcript of the gene CCND1, whose product is annotated as cyclin D1. Gene Ontology annotation, molecular function: cyclin-dependent protein serine/threonine kinase regulator activity. Lineage: Eukaryota; Metazoa; Chordata; Lepidosauria; Squamata; Rhineuridae. The coding region runs from base 314 to 1192 and encodes 292 amino acids. Gene Ontology annotation, biological process: mitotic cell cycle phase transition; positive regulation of G1/S transition of mitotic cell cycle; regulation of cyclin-dependent protein serine/threonine kinase activity. The transcript has 5 exons. The record is from RefSeq and is a predicted model, not a curated record. Gene Ontology annotation, cellular component: cytoplasm; nucleus; cyclin-dependent protein kinase holoenzyme complex.